CGCCCAUUAGCGUCCUCUCACUCCACUCUCAGGGUCUAACGUCCCAUUCAUUUUUUACUCCUUCUACAAGACAAUUUCUCUACACUUUCUUCUAAACACAUUUGCAUACUUCAUUUUAUCCCUAUCUCCUGCUUGUUUGCUUGUUCACACCAUGUCAUCCACUACUACCUCUGCUAUCUCGCUGUGGGAGUCCUUCCGUGCCAAUCCAGCCUCUCCAGAGUUGUAUCUGCCAGAUGCGCACAUCGUCUUUUUACCAACGGGUGUCGGUGCAGCGACCGGGAAACAAAUUUACGAGUUUUUCAGCAAUGGUAACUUUUCGCAUCCGAAGCGAUUGUUGGUGGAGGAAAGGGUCAUUCAUCGCACUGUGGGUGAAUCCUCUGCUGUGGAUGAAGUGGAGGCGACCGUCAAGUUUGUCUCUGGUGCUGGAGCUUGGCUAUUACCUGGAAUUGAACCACAUCACCUCGAAGACUUGACUAUCACUUUCCCACUGGUCAUUUGCGCCUCCUUUGCAGAAGGCCACAUUGCCAGCGUCCGCUAUUUGUGGGACAAUGCUAGUGUUCUCAAGAUGGUGAAGUUGAUCGGUUCGCGUCAUUCCUGGCCUAUUGUCACCGAGACUCAGAUUGAGGGCCUCAGAGAUCCUUCCAGAUUCCGUCUGAAUCCCUUUGGCGGUGCUAGUACGGCUGCAGGCUCACGCUCUCAGUCCAAUGUAAGUAGAAUAUCAAUCACAAGAACAACGAACAAUAGGGAACGCAUGUUUAUGUGUAGUGUAAAAGAUUUUUAA
Messenger RNA from Lobosporangium transversale, 781 nucleotides. RefSeq lists its product as hypothetical. The record is from RefSeq and is a predicted model, not a curated record. NCBI's taxonomy places the organism in Eukaryota, Fungi, Mortierellomycota, Mortierellomycetes, Mortierellales, Mortierellaceae. The coding region runs from base 152 to 781 and encodes 209 amino acids. The transcript is spliced from 2 exons.